CUCAAAAAUUAACCCGAACCAGUACUCAACCAGCAAUGAAACUAUUCAUCGCGUUCGCCUUGCUCGUCGUGGCUGCUGCUCAGGAAACCACAUAUAAUAACCGAUACGACAAUAUCGAUGUUGAUGAGAUCCUGAAAUCGGAUCGCCUCUUCAAAAACUACUUCAACUGCUUGUUGGACGCUGGUCCAUGCAGUCCGGAAGGAAACGAUCUGAAGAAGUACCUGCCUGAUGCGCUGGAAACUGGAUGCGCCAAGUGUACCGAGAAGCAACGAGAAACCGGAAACAAAGUCAUCGCGUGGUUGAUCGAGAACCGUCCGACGGAGUGGAAUACGCUGAAGAGCAAAUACGAUCCGGAAAACAAACUGACCGAGCGUUACAGGGAGACGGCUGCCAAGGCUGGGAUUACUCUGUAAUAUGGUUUAUCGUGAUUAAAUAUGAUGAAUUUUCAA
Messenger RNA from Armigeres subalbatus, 449 nucleotides. RefSeq names its product ejaculatory bulb-specific protein 3-like. The record is from RefSeq and is a predicted model, not a curated record. The transcript has a single exon. Lineage: Eukaryota; Metazoa; Arthropoda; Insecta; Diptera; Culicidae. Bases 36 to 413 code for a protein of 125 amino acids.